UAUUCCACACCUCUCACUCACUUCAACUUCCUUCUCUUCCCGCCUACUGUUUCUUCAUCAAUCCCUCAAUAAAAUUGGCGAUAAAACCCUAGUUUUAUUUCUUUGUUCCUGUAAUGGUGUUAUUAGCACUAUAGACGAAUACAAUCACUGAUAUGGCUAAUAUUGUGACGUCCAGAGAUAUUCAGGACAUCGUCACCAAACUCUCAUCAGAUAAAGCAAAAUCGCGAGAAGAAGGGAUUAAGUUGUUAAAUGCAUGGUUAGAAGAAGGCCAAAGGUCUGUUGAGUUCUGUAGAUACAUUGGAGAGAAGACCGCGAAGCUUAAACCAGAUGAAAUUCCUCAUUCGGAGACAUGGCCGUUUCUUGUUACAUUGCUUACUAAAUGUGUGUCCCUGGAGAUAUCUGGGAGCAAAAAGCGUUUGCCAAAGUUGAAUUUUGCAAAAACUCUUCGGACUGUUGUCCAACGAGCAGAAGAUGCUAAAUUUUCAGGCAAAGAUAUGCCUCUUCUACCUGUGGCAAAAUUGCUUUUCAAUCAUGUCUGGGAUGUCUUAAAGGAUACUCCUAGUUUUCAAUCCGAGUAUGGAACUAUUUUACGGCAUCUUUUGGCAGUGAGAUCUUACCGUUUUCACAUGAGGAAGCGGGUUUACUGUUGUUUGGUGCUUCUAUACAUGGAAAAGGUAGAAACAAGUUUAAAGGAAAAAAGUGAUGGGCAAAUAAAUCCAAGGGAGGAGGUCUUUCGCUGCAUCACGACACUUCAUUCUCUUCUUGAAAAUCCCCCUGGAGAUUUUCCUGAUACCCUUCAAGAGGAUAUUGUCAAGGGUUUUAUUGGAAUUUUUUCUUAUGUAAGGGAUGAAGGGAAAAUUUCACGCAAGCUAAUCGAGUGCAUUAACAUAUAUUUGCUGAAGGAUGGCCCAAAUUUGGGUUCUCAAUCUCUCGAAAUUCAUGAUGCUCUGCAGCAUUUUGUCUUCCGAUGUUGGUUGACAACUCGUGAUCGUGGCUUAAAGGAUUCACUUGUUCUUUAUGCGAAGCUACAACUAAAUUUGACGAGAGAUCUUGCUGAUGGGAGCUCUUUAUUAGAACAACUUCAGGAUGUACUAGAGAAGGAAUUAGAUCAAAUAAGCAGUUGCACCAUCAAUUUACCCUGGAAAGACACAACCAGGGAUGACAAAUGUGGAAGCUUGACAAGCUCUCAGUGUGGUCUUAUGGAGCUUGCAGCACUUGUCUUUUGCCGGGCAUGUGUCAGCACACCUAUAGCUUCAUCAUCUGAGAAACGACUUAGAAGGGAGCAUGUUGUAGUCCAGAUAAGGGAAAGACUCUCAAGGGGAAAGUGGCCGUGGCAUGCAGCUUUCUGUUACCUCAUCCACAAUUAUUAUGGUCGCAUAAAGAAGGAUCUGAUGAUCUAUUGGUUUGAAGGUAUAUGUGCAAGUUUUGAGAGGAUAAUAAAUGAUGCAAACAUGGAACAUAGUUAUGGAGGUCUCCUGUGGACAUUGAGGAGUCUUCAAGGACUUUCUUUGAUGCUGCUGUUUCCUGUUCCAGCACUGCAAACAUCUUCGGAGUUGUCAUCCACAGUGAAUGGGGUUGAAACAUGUUGGCGUAUGAUAUGGAACUGUGUCAUUGGUGGUCUGCCCACAUUCAGUACUUUUACAGCAGUUGUGGAUGCUGCAUUAAUGCUACUUAGAAACUUAAUACUCAAUGAUACAGCGAAUGCAUAUCUUGUGCCCCAGGACUUGUGGGAUCUUCGAUUACUUAAACGCGUGCCGUCAAUAUCUGUUUUGUGCUUCAUUUCAUGUUACUUUUCCAGGAAAGGCUACCAAGGUGAUCUUAGAGACACUUUAUAUUUGAGGCAAAAUCUUUUGAGAGCUGUUUUGGCUUUUCCUUUCUGGAAGGAAUGUUCAAUGUUGAAUAAACAGCUGGUUGCUAUAUUGCCAACAACUGUUUAUGCUCUCUGUACUGGUGGUACUCCAUUGGAUAAAGGACUUUCCCCAUCACACUAUGUUCCUGAAACUGUGAAUGACGUGAAGGUCGAAGAUCACACACAUGAAAGUGUGCAUGACCUUUUUGAAUGCUCUGUUGAAGUUCUUGCAAGGAUUGGCCAGGAAUCUGAUCUGGAGGACAUUCAAUCACCUCGUUGCCAAAGUAUACGUCUUCCCCGACAGAUCAGAGAUCCACUUUGUCACGAAGUCGAAAAUCACAUUCUUGAAAUUAUUAAAGAUGAAGAACACGAAAGGAUGCUUCUAUCUGAUGUCAUCUUCCUCUGUGCUAUUUUAUCAAACUUCAUGUAUUGUUCAUAUAGUACGAGGAUAGGAGAAGAAACUCUGCGUUGCCUUGCCACUCUGAGUCAAUACGUGUCGAAGUUGUUGGAUCGAGCUUGUUCUAUCUUAGAGAAGAGUUAUGACGACCUAGUUUGUGCUUUGUUGGGUUCAAGGUCAAUAUUUGACGCAAUUGGCACCAUUCAUGUGUCUUUUGAAAGUUUUCUAUGCUCCCCAUUGUUUAAGGAAAUGCAAACCGACAACAGCAUAGAUGUACUAGCUGCAGUAAUUCAAUCUGUGGAGAGGCUACUGAACGUUCUUGCUAAACUGUAUGAAGGAUCAUUAAGUUGUGGCAGUAAUAUUCAUUCAAAUAGGGGCGACCUUGACUCUUCUUCUUCUAUUUCUAGUCAAGAUUCUCGUCCAGUAAAUAGCCGUACUAGUAUGAUCAUGGACAUGGAGUUGGAUGUGAACACUGGUUCUAAGGAUACUGAUGCUGUGAACAUUGGGGGAAAAGCUACUGCCGAUAUAUUGGCUUCAUCUCUAAAUCAGAGAAUGGAAGUCAUAUCGAUCAUCACAAAAUUCUUUUCAGCUUUACCAUUUCAUACAUGGGAUGUCAUGUUUGCGUUCAUGGAGAAAGAAAGUGAUCCAAGGGUCCUGCAAUUAAUCAUACACGGUCUUUGUCAACAUCCUCAUUGGUCUUCUAGCAGAAAGUUCUUAAACUUGGUUACAUCCUUAAAUGAUUUCCUAGACAUACAGGCAAAUCUUAAGGUCCAGUCUCUGAAUGUGCUAGCUGCCAUCUGCAGUUUGUUGGAGUCUCUUUUAUCCUGUGAUGGUGUUGCUAAGUACAAAAAGAGGACUCUGUCACGGGAAAAAUUGUCUGAAGAGGGCUUGAUUUCUCUUGGAGACCUGGUGAACAAAAUUGCAGACAACGACCUCUUUGAUUGGGUUGGCCGGACUAAGCUUAUUGAUUGCAUUUGCAAUUUCAUUUUAGUGGAUCCUCAAAUUGGUCAGUCUAUGAUUGAGAAGCUGUUGCUGAUGCUUCGUGAUCCUGAUUAUCGAGUUAGGUUAUGCUUUGCUCAACGGGUUGGUGUGCUUUUCCAAACCUGGGAUGGUCAUUUUGAACUGUUCCAGGAUAUAUGUUCAAAUUUUGGCACAAAGCUUGUGACUUGCUCCAGAGAGAAACUGGUGAUGGCGAAGGAGGUUUUAGCUGCUGGUCCUCAGCCUCGUACCAUAUUGGAAACAACAAUUGUAACCCUGGCUCACCUUGCGCUGCACAGUGAAAAGAUUGAAUUGGAGGCUGUUUUUAUGGUAUGUGCUAUUGCUGCAAUUAACCCUUGUUUGAGGAAACUUGUUAUUGCUGCCCUUGAUAAUCUAUCAAGGGAGUUAAAGUAUACUUCUAGGUCAAAGUAUAUGGAAGAACUUAUGGCGUCAAUCCUCUUUAGUUGGGUUGCUACUGGUGUAAGUUUAGCUGCUCUUCUCGAGGCAAGAGAUCUGUUUGUCUUCAAUGUAGAGCCUAUCAAUUUCAUUCAGUCCUGCUGCCGUUGGCUUCUUCCAUCUUUAAUCUUGCAUGGUGACAUCUCUAACAUGAAUUGGAUUGCGAAGGUUACUUGUGAGCCUCUCGCUGAAAUGAUUAAGAAUCACUUUGUGGAUAUUUUUUCUGUUUGUAUGGCGUUACAUUGCAGUAAGAAGGCUGGUUGGGAGAAGGGAUCAGUUGUACUUGAAAGUUCAAUUCUGGAUGUUGCCAAAAUAUCUGAAAUUGAAAGAGACAAGCUUAUAAAGACACACAUGGUUUCAAUCGUCAAUACUAUUUUCUCUCUUGCUUCAACAGCUGCAGACCCUGUUCUUCCUUUAUUCUCCAAGGAGACAAUUGCACGUGCAAUUAUGACCGUUGUGGAUGGAUUCUUGGAGAUAGAUGACUCUUGUAAAAUUUUUGGCCUUGUUGACAAGAUUAACAUCUUCCGACCUGAUCGAGUAUUUACGUUUAUAAUAGAGAUGCAUUACAAAGUUGCUGCAGCUGGUCAUUUCAGGCACAAAUCUGAUAGGCUUGCUGGGAUUGAAGUGCUUAUUGAUGUAUUAGGGCAUCGAGUUGCAGUUCCUAGUACUGCCAGUUAUCUCCUCAACUUGAUUGGUCAAUGCUUGGACCUUGAAGCUUUGCUGGACCAGUGUUGCCGAAUGAUUUCUUCAUUGCUAAAAAUUUUCAAAAUCAAGCAAUUGGAAGGAACCACUAUUGUCCUAGGAGAACAGCUUCAGUUCUUAAUCUCCAAGUUGGUAAUGUGUUGCGUUCCUUCUGAGUCUAGUUCCAAACUGUCAGCCGCCACAUCAUCUGAAGUUCUUUCACUGCUCCGCCAACUUACCUUGGACUCUGACCCGUCUCUACACGAGUACAUUAAAGAACUAGAGCCCUUCCCUAACCUCGACUUAUUUCAUGAUAUACGGAUGUUUCAUAAGGAACUAUGCCAAAAUUACUCGCCUAUGGAGCACUUGUUAAUCUUAGGGAAACGAUCUCGCUACCUUCCUCCAAGAUUACUUCUCUGGAGUCUAAAAGCAUUACACAAGAAAUUGUUUGAACAUGAAGCAUACCCAUCACAAAAGAAUGAGGAAAACAUUUUUGAAGAUGCAUAUCUGGAUUCUGACCACAAAAUUGUCCAUACAGUCUGGAACCUGGUGCAGACAUGUAGUUUGAGUGGUGCUGGCAAUUUUGGCUUGCUGGUCUCUGAUUUUUUAUCUCGGGUUGGUAUUGGCGAUCCCCAUGGUGUUGUGUUCCAUCUUCCUAUUGAGUCUAAAUCUGUACAUGAUCAUAACUUCCACCUUGGUACGGGCAUAUCAGAUGAGCUUCUGGUGGCAAUUAUGAGACUUUUAAAGAAAUAUUUGAUGGAUGACUCUGUUAAGAUAAUUGACAUAGCAUCUCAAGCUUUGCGGGGGAUACUUUCAACCGAAAAUGGUCAGAGGGCUUUGCUAUCAUUUGAUUCUUAUCAGAGAUCCCUUAUUGAGGUUCAUUCCAAGGGUGUCAAUGUUAACCUGGUUCAGAAACUCCUGGCAGAUCUAGAAAGGAAGCUUAACGCUGAGGCACUUUCCCUAAAGAAUUCUUCUUUAUGGAAGACCGAUGGAAAAACGUUCGAGACAUGGAUUUGUCCUCUUGUUUGUGCGCUGAUUAAAUAUUGUGAUGAUAUGAUCCUGAGAUUGUGUCAAGAUAUUGUGUUGGUGAAAUCUGAAGUUGCAGAACUCUUGUUCCCUCAUGUGAUGGUCAAUUUAUCGUGUAGAAGAGACGUGGAUGUUGAUCUUUGUCAACUUAUCUCCUCACAGGUGCAAGAGAACAUUCUUACCGAGGACAAUAAGUUGACCAAAUCAAUUCAAGUUAUCUUAUAUGCUCUUAAUGAGCUUCGAUUGUGUCACGUGAUGGAAAGAGGCACAUCCUCUAAUUCCUCUAAGCGAGAAAAUUCAAAGCAAUAUGGAAGACCUUCUAGCUAUGGAUCAAAGUUACGCACCACACCUCUGAAGGCAAAGCAUCAGACAACCACUUCAUCUGUAGUAUCAAUGUCCACAUUGUCAUGGGAAAAGGUUUAUUGGAUUCCUAUGGAUUAUCUUGCUGUUGCGAGGUCUGCAAUUACUUCUGGUGCUUACUUUACUGCUGUUCUUUAUGUGGAACACUGGUGUGAAGAGAAUUUCAAUUCCCUGACAUUGGGCACUCCAGAUUUUUCUCAUGUUGAGAUUCUACCGCAACACAUUGAAAUACUUUUAUCUGCAGUAACACAAAUAAACGAACCAGACAGCCUCUAUGGAAUCAUCCAAUCCCACAAGUUGACCUCUCAAAUUAUCACAUUUGAACAUGAGGGAAAUUGGAGUAAAGCUCUUGAGUACUAUGAUUUACAAAUUAGAUCUGAUCCAGUGGCUCAAGGAAGCAGUUAUUCUCCUGAAAAUUUUCUUCAUUCAUCUGGUUCCGUAGUAGAUCAGAUGGUCGAAAAGAAACCAUAUAAGGGCCUUAUUAGAUCCUUGCAGCAAAUUGGUUCUACUCAUCUUUUGGAUGUGUACUGUCAAGGAUUGACCUCUCAAAAAGGAAGGUUUCAACAUGAUUCAGAGUUCACGGAGCUACAGUAUGAAGCUGCCUGGCGCUCUGGAAACUGGGAUUUCUCACUACUUUAUGGUGAAUCUAAUGUCCUCUCAAUUCAACAUGGAGGUGAGCAUUUCAAUGAAAAUCUCCACAGCUGUUUGAGAGCAUUAAAAGAGGGAGGUUUCAAUGAAUUCCAGAUAAAAGUAAAAGAUUCCAAGCAGGAGCUUUUGCUAUCUAUCUGUCAUGCAAGUGAGGAGAGCACCAAAUACAUUUAUCAAUCUAUAGUGAAGCUUCAGAUACUUUAUCACCUCGGGAUGGCAUGGGAUUCACGUUGGAAUCCAUCUUUCAGAAUGCUGGAUUCUGUGAAGAUGCCAAAGGUCUUAUCUAAACCUGUACUCCCAUCAAGUGCUCAGUUAUCAUGCCUAGACAUGGACUGGAAGCGCACUUUAAAGCAAGCACAGUUACAUAUGAAUUUGCUGGAACCAUUUGUGGCAUUUAGAAGAGUUUUGCUUCAGAUUUUAAAUUGCCAGAAUUAUACUGUACAACAUCUGCUAGAAUCUGCAGCUACUCUCCGCAAGGUGUCUAGGUUUUCACAGGCUGCUUCGGCUUUGCAUGAAUUCAAGUUUCUCUGUGCAGAAAUUGGAGAACAUUCCAACCUUUACUGGCUUGGACGGCUUGAAGAAGCUAAGCUUCUGCGUGCUGAAGGCCAACAUCAGAUGGCAAUCAAUCUUGCAAAGUAUAUUUCACAAAACUACCAGAUGAACGAAAAUGCAUCUGAUGUGUUCCGGUUAAUUGGGAAGUGGCUGGCUGAAACACGAACAAGCAACUCAAGAACUAUACUAGAGAAAUACCUGAAGCAUGCAGUCACUCUUGCUGAGGAUUCCAUGGCAAGUGGAAAGGUUUCCACCACAAAACGAAGUCAAAUGCAUUUCCAUCUUGCACACUAUGCUGAUGCUCUAUUUCGUAGUUACGAAGAGAGACUUAAUUCCAGUGAAUGGCAGGCAGCAAUGCGUUUAAGAAAGCACAAGACGAAGGAGCUGGAAGCAUUAAUUAAACGAUUAAGAAGUUCAACAAAGGGGGAAAAGACUGACUGUUCCGCAAAAAUACAAGAGUUGCAUAAGCAGCUGGAAAUGGACAAAGAAGAGGCUGAAAAGUUGCAGGAAGACAGGGACAACUUUCUAAGCACCGCGCUUGAUGAAUAUAAACGUUGUUUAGUCAUUGGAGCUAAAUAUGAUGUCAGGGUGGUGUUUCGACUUAUUUCGCUGUGGUUUGGUCUCUCAAUUAGACCAAUUGUUGUUGAUAGCUUGCUCAGCACGAUAAGUGAGGUUCAGUCUUACAAGUUUAUACCACUAGUAUAUCAAAUUGCUUCAAGGAUGGGAAGCACAAAAGAUGGUCAGGGAGGUCACAAAUUCCAGUUUGCUUUGGUUUCUCUGAUUAAAAAACUGGCCAUUGACCAUCCAUAUCAUACGAUAUUUCAGCUUCUAGCUUUGGCAAAUGGUGAUAGGAUCAAAGACAAACAACGUAGCAGAAGUUCUUUUGUGGUUGACAUGGAUAAAAAAAUUGCUGCAGAAAAUCUGCUGAAGGAGUUAUCUUCAUGUCAUGGAGCUGUCAUCAGACAGAUGAAACAAAUGGUUGAGAUCUACAUUAAACUAGCUGAACUAGAAAUGAAGAGGGAGGAUACUAACAAAAAGGUUAAUCUUCCGAGAGAAAUUCGCAGCAUCCGAGUGCUUGAACUUGUUCCUGUGGUAACAGCCAAUAUACCAAUUGACCCGAGUUGUCAAUACACUGAAGGCUCCUUUCCACACUUUAAAGGAUUAGCAGAUUCUGUCACUGUGAUGAAUGGUAUAAAUGCUCCAAAAGUUGUUGAGUGUUUUGGCUCCGACGGCAAUAAAUACCGACAACUUGCUAAAUCCGGCAAUGAUGACCUGAGACAAGAUGCUGUGAUGGAACAGUUCUUUGGCUUAGUUAAUACUUUCUUACAGAACCAUCGGGACAGUUGGAAAAGAAGGCUGGGAAUUCGCACUUACAAGGUUGUACCUUUUACUCCAAGUGCGGGUGUUUUGGAAUGGGUGAAUGGCACUCUUCCACUCGGUGAAUAUCUUAUAGGCAGCAAUAGAGAUGGAGGUGCCCAUGGACGCUAUGGAGCAGGAGACUGGACAUUUAUGAAAUGCCGGCAACACAUGACUGUGGAAAGUGACAAGCGGAAGGCCUUCCAGGAAGUCUCUGAUAACUUCAGGCCUGUCAUGCAUCACUUUUUCUUGGAGAGAUUUUUUCAUCCAGCUGACUGGUUUCAAAAGAGACUUGCUUAUACCAGAAGUGUGGCCGCGAGUUCAAUGGUUGGAUACAUUGUUGGGCUAGGAGAUCGGCAUUCCAUGAAUAUCCUUGUAGAUCAAGCCACUGCAGAAGUUGUUCACAUAGAUCUUGGGGUUGCAUUUGAGCAGGGCCUUAUGCUGAAAACUCCUGAAAGGGUACCCUUCAGGCUGAGUAGGGACAUAAUAGAUGGCAUGGGCAUAACUGGGGUGGAAGGUUUUAGAAGAUGCUGUGAGGAAACCCUGUCUGUUAUGCGGACAAACAAAGAAGCACUGUUAACCAUUAUCGAGGUCUUUAUCCAUGAUCCCUUAUACAAGUGGGCUUUAUCCCCUCUAAAGGCUUUGCAACGUCAGAAGGAAAGUGAUGAUGAUCUGGAAACCAGUUUGGAAGGCUCUCAACAAGAUGACUAUGAGGGGAACAAGGAUGCUGCUAGAGCCUUGAUGCGUGUUAAACAAAAGUUAGAUGGAUAUGAAGAAGGUGAAAUGAGAAGCGUUCAUGGGCAGGUUCAACAACUCAUACAUGACGCCAUUGAUCCUGAUCGUUUGUGUCAUAUGUUUCCUGGAUGGGGAGCUUGGCUAUGAGAGCGUUCGAACAGUAAGAGCUCUGAUUAAAAAUUUUGGGUUCUUUUCCUUUUUUUUUUUUUUUCACCUUUUCCUUUUAGCUUUGGUGUGUGUAAAUCUUGUGCUGAUCAUAGGUUAUGGGGUGUAAUUAGUGUCACUGUAAUGAACUGACCUCGUGUAGAGGAGUCCUGUAAAUAUGUCAACAGUCAUAUCUUCUAAUCUGUAUGAGUUUCAGCUUCAUGUACGUUUCUCCGUAUAUCUACAAUUUAUCACAUUCAAAUGAUAAAGAAGGAAUUAAACUCUUUUCACACGUUUGCAUCAAAA
Molecule: messenger RNA, 9488 nt
Organism: Lycium ferocissimum
Lineage: Eukaryota; Viridiplantae; Streptophyta; Magnoliopsida; Solanales; Solanaceae
Product: serine/threonine-protein kinase ATM
Biological process (GO): DNA repair
Molecular function (GO): protein serine/threonine kinase activity; protein binding
Source: RefSeq, a predicted model, not a curated record